AUGCAAUCCCUUUUACGAGAGGGACUUAAAGCAUGCAGGCCGGUGACAUUGAACAUUCAGCAGGCUCGAAGUGUUGUUUUUGUUAGAGGAGAAAGAGUGAGGGGUCUGAUUAGAGACCCGGAGGAUAUAUUGACAUCAAAUGGUCGUAGAUAUGGACUUAACGAUGCCAAUUUGAAACCCCUGAAACAAUUUCUUGGGGACGAAUAUAAACUCACGGAUAAAAUGAUUCUUCAAGUAAUAACGCACAAGUCCUUUGCUCAUGGAACGAGGCCUUACAACGAGAAACUUUCAAUUUUAGGGGAGGAAUUGCUUCGACUAGCAGCCUCCAAGUAUGCAUUGGCCAAGGGGGUUGUAAAUGGGGAUGCUAGUGACUAUAAGUUCAGUGUGGGUGACAUUAACUUUGAUUGUCUGGGAUCUUUGACCCAUAGGCUUAUAGUGACAAAUCGUUUACUGAGUGAGUAUGCGGAAAGUCAAGGUAUCGAUAAGGUCUUUUUCUGCAAAGUGGCGCUUCCUCGUAAUUAUAGCCAGGACCAGGCCAAAGAUUAUAAGCCAAAGGCCAUGUAUUCUACUAUUACAUCAUCUUUGGUGGGUGCAAUCGCUAUACAGCGUGGGAAAAACACUGCCGAGAAAUUUGUUCAGGAGAAGGUUUUAGCGGGAAUAUUACCAGCGAUUAAUGAAAGGAAGUAA
Brettanomyces nanus is the source of this 687-nucleotide messenger RNA. RefSeq lists its product as uncharacterized. The coding region runs from base 1 to 687 and encodes 228 amino acids. Gene Ontology annotation, cellular component: mitochondrial large ribosomal subunit. Gene Ontology annotation, biological process: mitochondrial translation; RNA processing. The record is from RefSeq and is a predicted model, not a curated record. The transcript has a single exon. Gene Ontology annotation, molecular function: structural constituent of ribosome; ribonuclease III activity. Lineage: Eukaryota; Fungi; Ascomycota; Pichiomycetes; Pichiales; Pichiaceae.